AUAUACGGGCUGCUUUCAAGAUUUAGCUAUUAUGAACUGUGCUUCUAUAAACACAGGUAUGCAUGUAUUCCUAUAAUAUGUAUCUCCACUGGCUUUUCUCUUCUGUGUGGAAUGAGAUUCUAGUUGACAUAGAAAUAACACUCUCUGAACUAUGGGUAGUGGAACCUCGAGUGGUGUAUCUUCUGCUUGCCUCUCUGGACCUCAUCUUUUGCUUCUUUCAUCUGAGGUCUCUAAACUUCAUCCGCAUUGGCCUUGUAGCUGCCUUUACAGGCUGCCAUGUUCUUUCUUCUGAGGUUUUUGGCUUUGCUGUUCUUCCUGCUUGGCAUGAGCUUCCUUAGCUCUUAGCACAGUCACCAUCCAAGUCUCAAUGCAGAUGCCCUUUUCUGGGAUAGCCUUUCUACCCUGAGCUCCUAGGUCAGUUCCUUUAGUCUUCUGCACAGAGUUUUUCAGUACUGGAAGGUACCUUAUUUGUGUAUUUGCUCAUCAUCAGUGUCCUCUUAUUGGAGUGUGAGCCCCUCAAGGGCAGGCCUGUUGUCCUAUUCAUACCACUGUCUCCAGCACCUUGGAUGCAGUAGGGCCUUGGUGUUGAUUGCACUGAGCAGGUGUAAUUGGUGGAGCCCAGAGACUACAAGUGCCACCAAGGCUUCAGGGCCACCCAGCCAUGUGUAUGACCCUUCCAUAUCUUGCUCAUGCUCUGUGUUUGGUGCCAAGGGUGGAUGCCCAGCUGGGGGCCUGUUUUGAGUCCCUGUGGCCUACCUGGGGCCAGUUCCUGUGUCCUCUUUGUGUAUGCACAGGUGAAGUCGCGGGAGCUGGCGCGGCCAGCAUCAUGUCUGCCCUGACUGACAAGGCUGUCGUGAAGAAGGAGCUGCUGUAUGAUGUGGCCGGGAGUGACAAGUACCAGGUCAACAACAAACAUGAUGACAAGUACUCACCGCUGCCUCCCAGCAAAAUCAUCCAGCGGGCAGAGGAGCUGGUGGGGCAAGAGGUGCUCUACAAGCUGACCAGUGAGAACUGUGAGCACUUUGUGAACGAGUUGCGAUAUGGAGUUCCCCGCAGUGACCAGGUCAGAGAUGUCGUCAUGGCGGCAGGCAUUGCAGGAGUGGGCUUGGCAGCUGUGAGCCUCAUUGGAGUCAUGUUCUCAAGAAACAAGAAACAAAAGCAAUAAACUGGAAAGACUCUUCUGUCAGGAAUGACUAUACAUUAAGAGGGGGUCUUGUUUUGCUAGAGUUUGGGGUUUGGUUUGUGAAGUUAAUUCUGUUUUAUAAUGAGGUUUAUUUUCAGAAUAAAGCAUAAUAAAAAAGGGUUUUCUUGGUGAAAUGCAGCACAGACUGGCUCGGUCCUGGUGAGGCCCUUGGAUGAUUUUCUCUUUCUCUUUCCCUUUUGUGUUCUUUGCAUCACAGCAAACAGAGUCCACCUCCAGUGAUCUCAACUGCAGGGUGUUUCAGGUUGUUAGGAUACAUGUGGAGCGGCAAGAUAGUCCUGCUAGACACAAACAGAAGUCAGCUAGCUAGGGCUCUUGGCCUGGAAUUUGAUCCAGCAUGACACCUAAGCCUCAGGAGCUGGAGUCCAUAGGUGUCGAGUAAAGUUAAAAUAAAAAUCCUCUGCCACAGGCAAUUCAGGAUGUGCUCUCACCAGUCUUCCUAAAACCCCCUUAUUUCCCUUUUCUCUCCACCUCUUUCCUCUGCCUUAUCUUUUCUACCUCCCUCCUCAGUACUCUGGCUUCCUCACUGGUUCUGGUUGCCCACCCCCAACUCUCUGAUCCCUCAUUCUCACCUGCUCCUUUCUUCCCAACUCAGCUCAGGGUCACCUUCCCGUCUCUAUCAGAAUUGAGCAAAAGAACCCUAGGCUGAUUGGCAACAAUACUGCUAGAUAAAUUAUGAAUCAAAGAAGAAAACAUAGGGCUGGGGAUUUAGCUCAGGGGCACUGCGCCUGCCUUGAAAGCACAAGGUCCUGAGUUCGAUCCCCGGUACCAAAAGAAAACAUAAUGGAACUUAAAUAAUAUUUAGAACUAAAUAGUAACAGAAAACUAGGUAUCAAUGUUUCAACCAUAUGGCAAAAGAAAUGCUCAGAAAGAAAUUUGUAACAUAAAUCCUUACUUAAGAGAAAAAAUGCAAAUUAAUGAGUUUACCAUGCAAUUUAAGAAGAUACUGCAUAAAAAAGGAAGAAAGAAAAAGAUGAGCAAAGUUAAAUGAAGCAAAUAGAUGCAUGAAAGAGGAUGCACAAGUUAUUUUAGGAAUAAAAUGGGGGCCAUACCUACAGAUGCUAAGGAGAUCAAACAAACAGCAAAUAAUAAAUAACUUUAUAACAGGAAAUUGGAAAAUUUUGAUGGAGUUGAUACAUUUCAAAACAGAAUUAAGAAUAAAAAACACCAUCCUAUAAAAAUUCAAGGAAUUAAAUAAGUAGUUAAAAGUUUUCAUGCAAAGAAAUGGGAUGCUUGGAUGGUUUUAUAGGCGAAUUUUACCAAACAUUCAAACAACAGAGGAGUGAGACUUCUAUGGAAAAAAUAGUGAAAAAGAAUUUAUAAGUAGAAGAGGUAUAUUAUUCAUGGAUAGGAAGCCUCUGUUUCAUAUAUAUGUCAGUUUUUCUUCCAGAUUCAUCUAUAGAUUGAAUGAUUCCAAGCCAAAUCCUAACAGUCUUUCCUGGAAUUGGCAUAGAUUUUGAAAUGUAUAUGGAGAAGUAAAGGGUUUAGUCACUUCACUGACAAGGAACACUGGGGAGGAAGACUUAUUUUUUUAAAAUACAUAUUAAGGCUUCUUAGAAAUUGUUAUUGCGAUCAAGAUAGUACAUCUUUUUGGUGCAGCAAGAAAGAGUUAAAAGUGACCAAUGGAAUUGAGUAGAAUCUUCAGACCUAGAAAAUAAUGAAACCUUAAUUUACAGUAGAGGUAGUGCAUACAUCAGUGGGAACGAAUGAACUGUUCAGGGACUGGCAAACAUUUUUGUAAGGAAUAAACAGUGAAUAGUUUAAGCUGUAUGGACCUCUGUCAGUAGAGCUACUCAGUUCUGUUGGGGUUGUGUGAAACUAGCCACAGACAAUACUGAACAAGUGAUCAUGGCUGUGUUCUAAUAAAGCCUUAUAUACAUGGAAUUUUA
Heterocephalus glaber (naked mole-rat) is the source of this 3090-nucleotide messenger RNA. RefSeq names its product phospholipase A and acyltransferase 3. The record is from RefSeq and is a predicted model, not a curated record. Gene Ontology annotation, cellular component: cytoplasm. Gene Ontology annotation, biological process: N-acylphosphatidylethanolamine metabolic process. Gene Ontology annotation, molecular function: glycerophospholipid phospholipase A1 activity; A2-type glycerophospholipase activity. Lineage: Eukaryota; Metazoa; Chordata; Mammalia; Rodentia; Bathyergidae.